Molecule: messenger RNA, 813 nt
Organism: Bradysia coprophila
Lineage: Eukaryota; Metazoa; Arthropoda; Insecta; Diptera; Sciaridae
Gene: RpL13A
Product: ribosomal protein L13A
Biological process (GO): translation; negative regulation of translation
Cellular component (GO): cytosolic large ribosomal subunit; ribosome
Molecular function (GO): structural constituent of ribosome; mRNA binding
Source: RefSeq, a predicted model, not a curated record
UUAACAUCAAACGGUCUGCUGACAGUGCUGACAACAUCAGUCGAUGACAGCUUGUAGCUUCCGCUGAAUAUUCCUUUUUUUUCGAAGAGCGGCCACAAAACACGUCCGCCAUUCUUUUCCGAUUUGUUCGCAAACAUGACUGGUUUAAACACUAAGGCCGUUGUUAUUGACGGUCGUGCACAUUUGGUCGGACGAUUGGCUUCCGUUGUUGCAAAGAAUUUGCUACAGGGAGGUAAAAUUGUUGUCGUAAGAUGCGAGGAACUCAAUCUUUCCGGACAUUUUUACAGAAACAAAGUCAAAUAUUUGAAUUAUUUGCGCAAGCGUUGUAAUGUCAAUCCAGCCAGAGGCCCAUUCCAUUUCCGUGCUCCAUGCAGAAUUUUCUUCAAGGCUGUACGAGGAAUGAUCCCACACAAGACAAAGCGUGGUCAAGCCGCCCUCAAGCGUUUGAGAGUCUUUGAUGGUAUUCCACCAAACUACGAAAAGAAGCGUCGUGUCUGCGUACCAUCAGCCAUGCGUGUACUGUCGUUACGUUCGGGCCGUAAAUUCUGCCAAGUCGGUCGAAUUUCCCACGAAGUAGGCUGGCACUACAAGGAUGUUGUACAGAAUUUGGAAAGAAAACGAAAGGCCAAGUUGCGUAUUCAUCUCAAACAAAUGAAGGUGAAUAACAAGCUAACACAACAAGCACGUCAAAAUAUCGAAAAGGCUGCUGCUCCGUUCACGGCUAUCAUCAAAUCGUACGGAUAUCAAUAAAGGGAACAUCAACCGAAAUCUGUAUCUUUUGGGAUAUAAAUACAAAAAAAGAAGAAAAAAAAA